Thlaspi arvense is the source of this 600-nucleotide messenger RNA. NCBI's taxonomy places the organism in Eukaryota, Viridiplantae, Streptophyta, Magnoliopsida, Brassicales, Brassicaceae. The record is from the annotation of a GenBank genome assembly.
AUGUUGCGAUGGCGGGCCUUGCACCACCGAGCUCGACGGCGCAAAAGACCAGAGUUGACGAGAAAGUGGAUUACUCAAACCUCCCUUGCCCUCUUCCCUUCGAUGAAAUCCACCGUGAAGCUACGAGUUCACAAUCAAGAAGCUAAUAACAUUGACAAAACUUGUAUACAGUUGAUGCUUAUCGGAAGGAUCAUGACGGAUGGUAAACUAAAUGCGAGAGUCAAGUGCGAUACUACAGAGCCAAGCUUCAGUUUGGAAGCGGAUAACUUUUCGCAGCUAACUACAUUCAGGUUGCAUCUGGAAAAGUUGCUUCCAGGACAAGUUGCUUCCACUGAUAUGGCUAUAAUGAACUAUGUCUCACUUGCAACAGAGUUUAUGUACAAUAUAAAGUCGAGAGAUGUUGUAGCUAGUGUUGGGUAUGACUACAUUCUUCGACAGUGUCGACUAAGAGGAAAGAUUGACUCUAAUAGUGUUACAUCUGCUUACCUCGAAGAAUAUUUGCCUAUUGCUGGUAAUGUUGGACUCCAGUUUCUUCUAUCCGCAGAGGUGGAUCAUGUGAAGAAGGAUUACAAGUUUGGUUUCGGUGUUACUCUCAGUUAA